UAAAAUGCUUACAUUGCAGUGAAUCACUUACGAAUAGGUUGAGCACGGCGAACAAAGUGAUUGUUUAAAAAUAAGACUGAUUUGAUUAUUCAUUCGAGUAUUGAAGCUGAGGGAUUUAGAAAAAAAAUUUAUGUGCGAACAAGUAACCUAAUAAAGUGAUUUAUCUAUAGUAGAACUAACAAACAAAGUGAUCAUACAACAAGUUGACCACAAAUAUGUCAACAAAAACUUUCAUUUCGUGCUUUAUACUGCUGUUGCUGACGCAGUGCAGCGUCUGGCCGACAGCAAAUGCAUUCACGCUGAACCUCACCGAAAGCUGUGUCGGCAACCAACUGUACUUUUGCACUUUGUCCAACCUGACCAGCACGCUGCAGGAUCCGUUGUUCGUAGCGAACGCCACCGCACCGGAACUCAGCGAGCUAGUGCUGCGCGAUUCGGUAGUCUCACGCGUGCCCCGCUCACUACUCACGGAAGCGCCCAACUUGCGCUCCUUCUUCAUGCACAACUGUCAUUUGCAGCGGCUCAGCGGUUUCGACUUCCCCACCGGACAUCCACUGCACACGCUAGUAUUACAGGGUAAUCGCAUUUCUGAUGUGCCCGAAAUGGUAUUCGUGACGCUGUAUGCGCUGCAAGAGCUACAACUCGGACGCAAUAUGAUACAUAUGGUGCAUAAGAAUGCAUUCGAAGGUCUGGAUCGUCUACGGUAUUUGGACUUGCAGCAGAACGAUAUACGCGAGCUACCCGCGACGCUAUUUGACGAACUCGUUAACUUGGAGCAUAUCGAUCUGAGCUCCAACAAUAUCCAGCGUAUCGAUGCCAGCACUUUUGGGCGAAAUACGAAACUGCAAACGGUGCUGCUGGGCGACAAUAGUUUCAUCACCUUUGAGCCGAACUCUUUAGCGCACUUACCGCAUCUGCAUCUGCUCGACAUCAGCAAUAGUAAUGUAAAGGAGCUGCACUUGCAGUCGGUCGAUACGCUCUUGGUGCAGGGUGGCACGUUGGAAGAACUCUUUAUUUCGGGCAGCGCCAUCAAAGUGCAUGCCGCCAACAAUUUAUUACAUAGCCUGCAAAUUACCGAUAGAAUCAGUGUGCGGGAACUGGAUCUGCACAUCAACCGGCUGGAGUCGCUAGACUGUACAGUGGGCAUGUUGAAUCUGCAACGUCUAGAUGUGUCACGCAAUCAGUUACAAACGCUACGCACCUCCCAGUCACCACUGUACUUAGCACUGCCGAAUCUGGUACACUUGAGCUUGUCAACCAAUAAACUGCAGAACCUAACGCUGGAGUCCUUUUUGCUACUGCAAAAGCUAACACACCUCGAUCUCUCUUUCAAUAAUCUGUUAAGCCUGGAUCAGCGUCUCUUUGAGCCACUUGUCAAUCUGGAGAAGUUCUACAUCGAAGGCAAUCGCUUGCACAGCUUCGAUUAUGAGAAAUUCGUUGAGACACAUGAGUACGUGAAGGAGUUCGGCAUGUUCGAGAAUGACUGGGAAUACCGUUAUAUGCGCACAAUGUACGCCUAUUUAAAAGAGCACAAUAUUCAGCUGCCAGUGCGCUAUACUUCGAACAACAAUGCCAACAAUUUGGGAAAUCACUUUGACACGACAUUGAACUCGCUUUCGCCGGCCGAUAAGGCGGCUCAUCAUCGUUACGCUUCUACUGCCAGUUCGGUGAAUGGUUUCGACUCGGGCGAUGCUGAUUUGUUGACAGCGUCGUCGUCAGCAGCAGCAGCGGCAGCAAUAACUGAUAUCACUGGUAUACACCCGUACUUCACCACCCGCGAUGUGCUCACGCUGACCAUAUUGUUGUUGGUGUUUUUGAUUCUGUUACUACAGCUGUUCAGCAUUAUGCGUGAGGAGGAGUGUCUGCCCAAUUGCUGUAGCAGACUCUCGCGUAAUGCACGCACCAACAAUCGUCGCCGACUCGAGGAGGAGGAAGAGGACUCAGAGGUUUAGGCGCGUGAAUUAGUAGUGACAGACGCAUUGAAGUAUGCAAAAGUGUUAGAAUGCAGUGAUCAUUUAUACCUCAAUAACUUCUUAAAAUAUUUUGUAAUUCUUCAAAUGCGUAUAUUGAAUAAACAAAGAAUAUGUGUAAUA
Zeugodacus cucurbitae (melon fly) is the source of this 2093-nucleotide messenger RNA. RefSeq names its product leucine-rich repeat-containing protein 15. The record is from RefSeq and is a predicted model, not a curated record. Gene Ontology annotation, molecular function: protein binding. Bases 216 to 1952 code for a protein of 578 amino acids. NCBI's taxonomy places the organism in Eukaryota, Metazoa, Arthropoda, Insecta, Diptera, Tephritidae. The transcript has a single exon.